AUGUCACAAGACGCCCUCUAUUAGCGACCUCUAGCGCUAAAAACGCACAUUCCGCCCCAUUGAAAACUUUCCUUCAUCGAGCUUUAUUGACAUCAACGUGAGCAGGCUUGUCUCCAAAGAAGUAAACGAGCUAUUUCCGGGUUCUCCUAGCCGGGGAUCACAUGCCUGGGUCAGGCUGAAAUCAGCUGAGGAGGGGAAAGCUGGAUUUCAUGGAGGAAGAAGGCAGCGGUGAUGGACAGACAGUAGACAGCAGGAUACCCCAGGGGGGAGAGGGUGCAGCAGGGCCAAGUAAUGACACAAUCGAUGAAGGAUUGCCAGAAGAUCAGUUUCCUCUUGAUGUAAAGUCUGUGGAGCAACUCAGUGAAGGACUCCUAGCUCAUUACUUACCCAAUCUUCAGAACUCGAAGCUUUCCUUACAGGAACUCACGCAGAAUCAAGUGGUAUUACUGGACACUCUGGAUCAGGAAAUCUCCAAAUUCAAAGAGUGCAAUUCAAUUCUGGACAUCAAUGCCCUGUUUUCAGAAGCCAAGUAUUACCAUAACAAGUUGGUGAAUAUUAGAAAGGAAAUGUUGCUGCUUCAUGAAAAGACCUCAAAAUUAAAGAAGCGAGCACUAAAGUUGCAGCAGAAGAAACAGGAGGAAAAUCUUAAGCAAGAACAGCAACGUGAGCGUGAUCUGGAGAGAGAAAAACAAUUAACGGCCAAGCCAGCUAAAAGGACAUGAAAUGCAGGGCUUGUCUCGGCCCGUUCAUGAACUCCGCAUCCUAAACAUUUCUAUUUAGUUAUGGAGAAUCAGCGCUGAUACUGUUCAAGCUGAAGGCAGUUAUCGAAAUUUCUAGCUUACAAUUUUUAUGCUUUUAACCAUCCAGUCCAGGUUUCUGCUUGCCCGGCUUGCAGUGAUUGAGCACAAAUUUCAAAUGCCUUUCAAGAUAAGCGUGGGUGCAAUCAUUGUGUUAAUGAUGAAGCAUGUGAAGAAAGUCUAUCCAAGCAAAGGAAGAGAAUGUACUAGCUGGAGCAUGAAUUAUUUUCUUUCUGUACGAAAGCACCGACUACUCUUUUUCAUUUAAAUAUCAUUUUAUAUAUAGUGCUAGGGAGCUUAGUAGGAAAGCAGAGAACAAAAAUAUGGUAUUUAUGAGGCCGGUGCCAGGUGACCUUGGGACUUUGCUGCCAUCUACUGGCUAAUAUCGGGAAGGCAAUUUACGGGAUCUUUAAGUUUGUUAUUUAAGAUAGAGACCAGUCCCAAUAUAAUUUAAAUUAAGCAAAGAUCUCCUUGCACUGUAUAAUAUUUUUUUGUUUCUACAUACCUCCCGCAUCAGGGAUGGAGCCAUCUGCAAAUUGCUUGCUGCUCUAUGAUAGUCAGUAUUGGUCUGUGUGAGACGCAUUGCACUAUUUUUGCCUGUUACACGAUUGUAGUCUUGUGAAAUGUUUAAAAAUCUCCAGAAAAAAAAAAUUAAGAAAAAUUAUACAGCCAACCAACUUUUUUAAAUAGUUCUACCCCGUUAUCCAUGUUGGCAGGCAAUAGCAACCUGCUUGUUUCUAAACUGUCCACAUAACACGUGUUAUUUUAGAAAAUCAUUAUCCCUUUCUGCAAAAAGCAGGCUCCAGCAUUGAUGUAUCAUAUUAAAGAAAUACUAUAUAUGUGUAUCCACUCUUCCUAAGCAAGCCAUAGCUAUAAUUAUUGGGAGUGUGAACAGACAUCCUACAGCUGCCAAAGAUUUCCAGUAAUUGGCUGUCAUUUC
This is a messenger RNA of Rana temporaria (common frog), 1737 nucleotides long. RefSeq names its product biogenesis of lysosomal organelles complex 1 subunit 6 (gene BLOC1S6). Gene Ontology annotation, cellular component: BLOC-1 complex; transport vesicle; extrinsic component of membrane. The coding region runs from base 210 to 722 and encodes 170 amino acids. Gene Ontology annotation, biological process: intracellular transport. Lineage: Eukaryota; Metazoa; Chordata; Amphibia; Anura; Ranidae. The transcript is spliced from 5 exons. The record is from RefSeq and is a predicted model, not a curated record.